CACGACUAAAUAAAUCGUACUUUAGCGCAUGCGCACUGUGCAGCCGCAGAGGCUCAAACAGUUGUGUACGUUACGCACUUCGUGCAAUGCAAAAACUCAGAAUUGUAAUGUGAAAAAAAAAUCCUUUCAAAUUUUACGAUUUCGAGUUUAUACUUUACCAUUUCUUAUUCGUGUAUUACUAUUUACACUACCCCUGCAUUUUCUCCAGUUGUGCAUUAGUCUACAAUAAAUUUCUCUAUUCAGAUUUGUUGGUUCUUAAAAAUAUAGUAGGGAAAUACCAUGUCGAGUGUUCAUACAGUACCCUUAUUGUUUUUAAAUUUAGGUGGAGAAAUGCUUUAUAUUUUAGAUCAGAGACUAACUGCCCAAAGAAUAGCAAAAGAUAAAUCCAUAAAAGUGAUGAAUGAUAUUGUGGGAAUUAUGUUCAAUGAUAGAUUUUUAAAGGAGCUUUUCAAACCUCAAGAAGUUUAUAAUAAACAUGCCUUACGAAAACUUUUUGAAGAUCUAGCACAUGCUUCCAUAAUGCGUUUGAAUAAGGCAAGCAUGGACAAAUUGUAUGAUCUGAUGACAAUGACAUUCAAGUAUCAGCUGUUUAUGGCAUCUCAACCACUGGAUAUUCUUUUCAUUACUCUGAAUCAUCUAGAUGCUGUCAGAAGUUUUGUUCCAUCACCAUAUCUACAAAAACAGAUUGACUUUGCCUAUGAGAUGCUCAUUGAUAAGUAUGGCCAUAUGACACUUGGAGAACUUCAGAACAUAAGAUAUUGUCUUCUUAAUUUUUUUCAAGAUCUGAAAGUCAGAGUUUCUGUCUUUUUAAAACAAGGUGUACAGCAAGAUGAUGGGAAAUUUCUGAUACCUGCAUCUGGUCAUGUUCCAUCAGGUUAUGAAGUACCUGGUUGUAUCAGGAUAUUCGGUUGGGAUGGACAGCUAAUUCAGGAGAGACCAUUUGAGAAUAAUGGUGCUUAUAUAGCUGCUGCAGCUGCUGGCUCCCUUGAUAAACGAGGGAAUAGGGGAACUAAACUUGGAUGCAAUAUUUACAGGGAACAUCCAAACCCCUCAAGUGAAAGCUCACUUCUGCAGGAAGCUGCCCCUCAAAGCUGUCAAGACCGGGAUGCUACAGAAAUGGCAACAACUGAUGUCCCAGCUGUUGGUCGAGAGGAACUCAAUUUAUUAAUGGCACAGGACACUUGUGAAGCUAGUCAGCAAAAAGGUACUGUGAAUAUUGAUGCAAUUAGUCAUCCCAGAUCAGCUGUACUGGACCAAAUUUAUGGAGAACUUACAAUUGAAGAACCUCCAGAAGAAGAUGGACCACAGGAUAUUGUAGAUAUGUUAGAUAAUUUGCUUUAAAUACUUCAGUGAAAGGACCAAAAUAACUUUCAUAAAGUAAUUUGUUUCCAUUCAUUGUUGGUAUUACAGUACAUUAAUAUUCUAGUCAAAAAUUGGCUGAGGGUAUGAUUGGGAAACUGAUGUUUCUUAUUGUAACUUUCUGUAUUAAUUGCAGUAAAAAAUAACCACAAUCAGAGUCUGAAAUAUAAUAUAAUGAUAAGAUGAAAUGAAUGAAAAAAUGUUAACCCUUAUUUAUUGAAAACUUAUUAACAUAAAGUUGUGAUUCCUUUUACACAAAUAAAUACAAGAGUUUCUUAAAGUAUUGUUCUCAGGGAUGUCAUUCUCUCUUGAAUUUCUUUAUUUUUAUUUAUUUUGAAAAUAAUUUACUUGAAGAGAAUGAAAUCAGGACUGUUAUCAAAUAACAUGCAAUUAAAAUGCACUUAAUGUCAGUAAGAUUGAAACAAAAUUUGAUCAGUAUUUCACAAGCAUUUAUUUGUUUACUAUAGCUAUAGUGAGAUUGUGCCUGAUGACUAGAUUUACUUCUAGAAGUAUCCUCAAUUCAAAAUCAAAAAUAUUUAUUUGCAGCCUGAAAAGAUAAAAGACAAUUUUGAUAAAUAUAAUAUUCUUUUGGAUAUCCUUGGGUGUCUUGUUUUUAGUUGUUGUUGUUGUUUUCAGUUAACAGCAUAUAUUUGUUUAUGAAAAUAAGUCAAAAUAAUCUUCAUAUUCACAUGAAUUUUCUCAUAUUUCCAAUUUUACUCUCAUUGUCAGUAUUGUUUGAUGUGUAUACAAUGUAUAUCAGUCAUAUCUUUUAUUGAUUUAAUAAUAAUUUUGUCAUGGACUACAAAUGUUUACUGUAUUGAAGGACUUAGGGCAGUAACAAGAUACAAUAAAUUUUGACUAAAAUCAAAAUAUUAACAUUUACGAAUAGUGGAAGGCUUGCUAUGGCUGGUGUGGCUUUUCUUGUUUCUGCUCUAAGCACUUUAAUUGUAAGUGAUGGUUGCAAAGUGCCUUACAUCUUCUAUUUAUGCAAGUUAGUUCCCACCACUGAAGGUAAUCAUUAUCACCAAUUGAAAUGUCCAAAACCCAAUAAUUGUAAACAAUUUACGCAGAAACAGAAAGUUCUCACUCACCCACACAGCACAAAAAUAAAUAUUAAUUUUUUCCAAUAUUAUUGUGCAGCUUCUUUGGUGUUGUUGAAGUGUGCCUCUAGGGGAAGAAAAAAUUAACUUUCUGUGCUAAUGUCAUUUACAUAGUUAAUAAUGGGUCAGAUGAUUUAUGCUUCUAUGUCAAUAGUCAUUCAAACAAACUUAGAUA
This is a messenger RNA of Gryllus bimaculatus (two-spotted cricket), 2634 nucleotides long. Lineage: Eukaryota; Metazoa; Arthropoda; Insecta; Orthoptera; Gryllidae. The record is from the annotation of a GenBank genome assembly.